AUGCAUCCAGAAGGUACUGGAUUUGAAGACAUGAGCUAUACUGUGUUGAAACGGAAAAGCGGAUUUUCACAGACACGAUUCGAAUUCUUCUUAUGGUCUGGAGAAGAAAAACGAAAGGAUUUGGACAGUUUCACUGAGGAUGAGCACAAGGUCUUGAAAACGGAACAAGUUCUAUGUGAAGCAUUGCUCGCUGACAUGCUAGCUCAGGAACAGAAACUGUUGGAAAUGCUCGAAAAUAAGAAUGAUGAUGACUCAGCUCAUCUGGUCGACAUCAAAAGAGGAAUCAAGAAAUUGAACGAACUUUUCUCUGAAGUUGCAGAUGGUGAAGAAGAAGAAAUCGACAACACAAAACCAUAUGUACACAUGUCUGUGUCAUGGAAAGAAAUACUGGAUCAAAAAAUAAAAAAUGCUCAAGUCAAAGUGGAGAUGUUCAAUGUGCAUGAGAGAAUCGAAACAAUCAAACAAAGAUAUGAGAAACCUGACGGAGUCAAAAUGGAACAACUAGAAUCAAUAUGGGCUGAAUGCAUCAAUGUGAUCAAGAAAUUGGAGAGCAUCCCUUUGAGAGGAUUCCAAGUUUUCGUAGUUCAAAAUGUUAUCGAUUUCAUAAAAAAUAAGAAAUUCCAAUUCAAACCAAUCACGUUGCCGAUCUAA
Molecule: messenger RNA, 651 nt
Organism: Caenorhabditis remanei
Lineage: Eukaryota; Metazoa; Nematoda; Chromadorea; Rhabditida; Rhabditidae
Exons: 4
Coding region: 1-651 (216 amino acids)
Source: RefSeq, a predicted model, not a curated record